AUUCAUCCUUCCAUUUCCAUUUCCUACCCUCCACGCCACACACACUCCUUCUGUAUGUAAAUAGUAAAUAAAUUCCAAUUCCUUAAACAAAGUCAUCUUUUGCUUUUUCUUUUUCUCUCUGUUCUGCAAAAGUUUUUAGAUUUUGCAUAACAUGAAGCAAUCAUGUCUUCUUCUUCUUCUCUUCUUCAUCUCAUUCUUCCUCACAACCUCUGCUUGCUCCAAUGGCAAUUGCCAGAUGUUGGAACCAUGCUCUUUAGCCACUGAUUGUGCAGCUGGUUUGUAUUGUGGAAACUGCCCCCAAUUGGGAAAAAGUCAACCUUUCUGCAUUAGAGGUCAAACUAAUAUCCCUACUGCCAUUAUUAAUGGGUUGCCAUUUAAUAAGUACACGUGGCUUGUGACCCAUAAUGCCUUUUCAAUUGUGGAUGCUCCCCUCUUGACUGGUCCUCAAAGGAUCACAUUUUAUAAUCAAGAAGACUCUGUCACCAACCAAUUAAGGAAUGGAGUUAGAGGAUUAAUGUUGGAUAUGUAUGACUUUGAGAAUGAUAUCUGGCUCUGUCAUUCGUUUCGUGGCCAGUGUUACAACAUCACCGCCUUCCAACCUGCAAUUAACACAUUGAGGGAAGUGGAAGCAUUCUUGAGUUCCAAUCCAACUGAGAUUGUGACGAUUAUAAUCGAGGACUAUGUGCAUACACCUAAAGGGUUGACUAAAUUAUUCACCGAUGCUGGUUUGGACAAGUAUUGGUUUCCGGUUUCCAAGAUGCCUAAAAAGGGUGAGGAUUGGCCAACUGUGACCGAUAUGGCUCGAGAUAAUCAUAGGUUAUUGGUUUUCACUUCUGAUUCUUCAAAGGAAGCUACCGAAGGUAUUGCGUAUCAAUGGAGAUACAUGGUGGAAAAUGAACCCGGGGAUCCUGGAGUCAAACAAGGCUCGUGUUCGAAUAGAAAAGAAUCAAAGCCACUUGCUUCAAAAGCCGCAUCUCUUUUCCUUCAAAACUACUUCCCAACAAUACCUGUACAAGCCGAAGCUUGCAAAGAGAAUUCAGCUCCAUUGACGGAUAUGGUUGCCACCUGCUACAAGGCAGCCGGGAAUACCAUGCCCAACUUCUUAGCCGUCAAUUUUUACAUGAGAAGUGACGGAGGAGGUGUUUUCGAUGCUUUGGAUAGAAUGAAUGGCCAAACGUUAUGCGGGUGUGUUUCAGUCACUGCCUGUCAGGCCAGGGCACCAUCUGGAACUUGCAGAAACAAUGAGGUCCGUAAUUCCACUUCACCGACGAAUCCUACAAGAGGUUUUUCAGGAAAUGUGCAACUGACGGCAUCUGCUUCGCGUAUAAAUCUUACAAGUCUCCUGGUCACUUACGGAUUGUAUUUUUUCUUUAUAUUGUUGGUAUUUUAUUUAAAAUAGAUAUAUAUUUGAAGAUUACAUGCACCUUCAUUGAGGCUUGGUUAUUGUAUGUUAUAUAGUAAGUUAAAAUUCGAGUA
Molecule: messenger RNA, 1476 nt
Organism: Helianthus annuus (common sunflower)
Lineage: Eukaryota; Viridiplantae; Streptophyta; Magnoliopsida; Asterales; Asteraceae
Product: PI-PLC X domain-containing protein At5g67130
Exons: 8
Coding region: 152-1399 (415 amino acids)
Biological process (GO): lipid metabolic process
Molecular function (GO): phosphoric diester hydrolase activity
Source: RefSeq, a predicted model, not a curated record